AUGAAUUAUUUUGAUACAAAUAUACAAAAUUCAAAUAUUUUAGAUGAUGAGUAUGAAGAAGAAGAAGACGAAAUUGGAUUAGAUAAAAUAGAUGAAAUAGUGAAUAAUAGAUUAUCUAAAAUUAAAGAAGGAAAUAAAAUACAAGAAGUUCAUCAUCAAAUAUUCUUUUAUUAUAAUAGUUUAAAUAUUAUAUUAGGUAAACAAGGAACAGGAAAAACAACAUUUAUAAUGAAAGAAUUAAUAAAAAUGAAUAAAAUAGAACAUUUAUAUGGAGCAGUUAUUUAUGUAUCACAAAGUGCAGGAGAAGAUGAAACAUUUAAAGAAUUAAAAGAUUUAAUUAAAACACCAAUUUAUGGAAUGAAUUAUGAAAAAUUUAUGCCAGCAUUAAUACAAUAUUAUAAACAACCACAAGAAAAACAUUUAUUAAUUAUAUUAGAAGAUGCAUCAUUUUCACUAAUGAAAGAAGAUAAAACAUGGGGAGAAAUUAUUACAAGAUUAAGACAUUUAAAAACAACUAUUAUUGUAAAUAUGCAUAUUUGGAAAAGUUUAAAUGCCUCAUUUAAAACACAAGUAGCAACAAUUAUUAUAUUUAAAGGAUAUUCUAAAGAAAAUUUUAAUUAUAUAUUUAGACAAACAGCAGCAAAUACAAGUGGAUUUGUUGGAUAUUAUUUAUAUUUAGGAAUGAAUAAAGAACAAGUAUUAAAAAUAGAUAAUUUAACAGGAGAUAUAAGUGUUAUUAAAAAAUAA
Molecule: messenger RNA, 747 nt
Organism: Entamoeba dispar SAW760
Lineage: Eukaryota; Evosea; Mastigamoebida; Endamoebidae
Exons: 1
Coding region: 1-747 (248 amino acids)
Source: RefSeq, a predicted model, not a curated record